Messenger RNA from Sinocyclocheilus anshuiensis, 1949 nucleotides. Its product is annotated as pentatricopeptide repeat-containing protein 2, mitochondrial-like. The transcript is spliced from 10 exons. Gene Ontology annotation, biological process: mitochondrion organization; regulation of mRNA processing; multicellular organism development. The coding region runs from base 64 to 1215 and encodes 383 amino acids. Gene Ontology annotation, molecular function: protein binding; RNA binding. The record is from RefSeq and is a predicted model, not a curated record. Lineage: Eukaryota; Metazoa; Chordata; Actinopteri; Cypriniformes; Cyprinidae. Gene Ontology annotation, cellular component: mitochondrion.
AUAUUCAUUCGCAUAUUCAGCACUGAUAGAAAGUGCACACUGUGACUACUGGUUCAGACAAACAUGGCGCUGCGAGGACUGAAUGCCUGCGCUCGUGUUAUGCUGACCGAUUCUUCCAGAGCAGCAGUGCUUCGAGGAGCCAUACAAUCAGACUGUUUAAAAUGUCGACAUGGAGCUAAACGUUAUCUCUUGUCUGAAGAUGUGGUGAAGCUGCAGGAUUUUCAGCAGAGGAAACUUGCUAUUGCCCACCAAGUGUCAGGAUCAAAAGGUUAUUACUUUGAUACAGUAAAUCAGAAAAUGGAGAAAAAACAGCUAAUUUUAAAGGAUGAAUUGAAACUACUUCUGUAUUUAUGCCAGUCUGCUGAAGAUGUUUUUGUGGCAAGAAAUGCUAUGUACAGGUACCAUGAAGAGAAUCGUAACAUGGCAUUCGGGGAAUUCAAAUUUGGCCCACUUUUCAUGAGGUUAUGCUAUGAGCUGGGUUUAGAGGAGCUGGGAGCCAGAACUCUGACGGAUCCAGCUCUCAAAGGAUUCUUUUCAGACUCCACAUCCUUUAAUAUUGCAAUCGACAUGCUUUUCAUUAAACAGUGUUACAAAAGUGGCCUGGAGGUGGUGGGAGACAUGAAAAAACAAGGAGUGCAGUUCAACAAAGACACCUUCAUGCUAGCCUUUGCUACUUGUUAUAAACUGAACACCCCAAAGUCAUAUCAUAUCUGUUUGACCCUGUUGGAAGACGGUCAGACUAAAGGCAAACUCAUCCCUUGCCAUGCUUAUUGCUUUGCAACUGCUCUUGCUCUCAAACAGAAUGAUAUAGAGAGAGCCCAGGCAUUCUACUCUCAGAUCAUGAGCACGGACAGUCGGCUAUGCCAGAACCUAAGGGUUCUCAUAUUGGCUAUGAAAGGGUCCAUGAAAGAAGCAGUCUCUGCCCUCACAACAGCCCUAGUGUCAAAGACUCCAGUGUUUGUGAAGAAACCAGAGUUCUCUCAGGAAGUGGUUAAUGUAUUGAGGAGCAAGAGUGCUGGUGGACUGUGGGCGGGGAAGGUGGAGCAGGUGGUGAGACCGUUAGAGGAGGCCGGCCAGAUCACCAAGCUGACCAUCGAUGAUUUCUUGUGUCACACUCCCUCUAGGAGGAGGAGGCCUCUGGGAAUAUUGGAGCAGGAAAGAAAGACCAGCCGAAGGACUCGCAGAACUCUGCAGUCCACACUACUGUUAGAGUAAACCCAUAGUGUUCAAGACUCUCAUCUUUAAGAGUAUUAUAUUACAGGAGCAAAGAUAUAUCCUUGACCUGCACACUCUGAAGACACAGCCAAUUCAAGCUCAGGCUUUGGCAUCAUGUACCUCCUCCUGUUUUACGCCAGCGUUUGUUACCGUCAGUUGUUGAAAUCAAGUAAGGAAUUUAAUCACUUUAAUAAAGUGGUAUUCUUCUAAUUUGGGAUCUUGUGCAGUUUGCAUUCCUCUUUGAGGAAAUGUAAGAAAUGUGAAUAGAGCAGCAAUCAGGUAAUGUCUGUGAACUCUCUUAAUUUCCAUGAGUAUUUACUUGUCAACCCUGUUAAUUAGCAACAUACAAUACUUAAAAAUGUAAAAACACACAAAAAAAAAAACUCGCUGUAUGUCUUCUAAAAAAUAAAAAAUAGACGCAAGAUGUUCUUUUGGAAGAUAAAUGGGUGGCUGUUUUGUAUGUGGUAAAAAUGCCAUGCAUGCAUGAGAUGUAUAAAUACAUUUUAUAUUUAAUAAAUACUGUUUUAGUAUUGAUUGAGCAUUUCAACAUGUUGACUCCAGAAUUUUGAGUUGACAUCAAAAUGCUCAUAUGGUGUGACUGCCUGGGACAUGUUUCCCCAGUUGACAUUUGAAUAAAAAACAAAAAUGGACAAAUUAAAGUUAUGUAUUUAAAAUUGUAUAACUAAGUUAAUUAAAUUCUGAAAUCGAACAUAAAAUUUUAUUCGCGCUUUCAU